Molecule: messenger RNA, 3902 nt
Organism: Fopius arisanus
Lineage: Eukaryota; Metazoa; Arthropoda; Insecta; Hymenoptera; Braconidae
Product: serine/threonine-protein phosphatase 6 regulatory ankyrin repeat subunit A
Exons: 4
Coding region: 206-3448 (1080 amino acids)
Molecular function (GO): protein binding
Source: RefSeq, a predicted model, not a curated record
GUGAGUGCUGGGUCCCUAUUCCACCCCUCGUAACAAUUAACAAAUAAAUAACUGCACGUGUUCCAACAAUAAAAAAAUCUCAAGACAAUGAGAAGAAGUCUCGAUUGGUAGAUUUAAAUAUUAAUUGGAUGUGUCUUGUUGUGGCGUCAAGUGGCACCUGAGAAUGACAGAUUGAAUUGCCAGUCGUCAUCUCAACGUCAUUCUGAUGCAGCAGAAAUUCGGGGGCGAACACCAGGAGGUCGAUGACAGCAUGAUGAACCUCCGGGAGCUCCUCAGCGAGCCUCCGUUGCUGCAAGCGAUAUUCCUGGGUAAUGUGCAGGAGAUUCGUGCCCUGUUGUCCCACCAGGAGGACAUCCACUGGCAAGACGACCAACAACGUACCCUCCUGCACGCAGCAGCAUUCAUCGGUGACCCAGAUAUCGUAAAAACCCUCAUCGAAAAUGGUGCGGGUGUCAAUAAAAAAGACAGACGUUGGCUGACACCUCUCCACCGUGCGUGCUGUUCCGGGAAUGAAUUAGUGGUGGAGGUACUGCUGAAGCACAAAGCAGCAGUGAACGCACGCGAUAGAAAUUGGCAGACACCCCUGCACAUUGCAGCAGCCAACAAUGCAGUGCAGUGUGCAAAGCUGAUAAUGCCACGCCUAGUGAACAUAAAUCUGACAGACAGGGGUGGUAGAACGUGCUGGCAUCAUGCAGCAUUCAAUGGUCACGUGGAGAUGACAAAAUUAUUUCUGUCCCAUCACAACUGCGUUGUGGAUGCCACUGAUAAAAAAGAUCGUCGAGCCCUGCACUAUGCCAGCCACAUGGGCCACGAUGGCAUCGUAAAACUCCUCCUCCAGAAGGGUGCUGAGGUAGGGGUUGGGGAUCGUGAUUUGUACACACCUCUGCACGCUGCUGUGGCAGCAGGAAAAGUUGAGAGCAUCAGGAUAUUGAUUGAAGCUGGAUCUGACAUCGAAGCGCAGAAUGUCUACGGGAAUACACCGUUGCACGUUGCCUGUCUCAAUGGCCACGUGGACGCUGUUGCUGAACUCGUCAGAUGUGGAUCAAACAUAGAAGCUGCCAAUUACAGGGGUGAGACACCACUGCACGUUGCAGCUGCCAGUACACAAGGUGUCGACUGUCUGGAGAGUCUUCUUCGUGCUGGUGCUGGUAUCAAUGUACAAUCCGAGGAUGGAAGAACUCCACUCCACAUGACAGCCAUUCACGGUCGUUUCACUCGAUCAAAGAGUCUUCUCGAUGCUGGCGCAUCACCAGACACUCGCGACAAAAAUGGCAAUACUGCUCUUCACAUUGCUGCAUGGUUUGGCCACGAGUGUCUGACAACGACUUUACUUGAGUGCGGAGCAUCACCUGGUGCUAGGAAUGCAGAGCAGAGGACUCCACUGCAUCUCAGCUGUCUCGCUGGACACAUCGAAGUAUGUCGGAAGCUACUCCAGGUCGACAGCAGGAAAAUCGACUCGAGGGAUAUUGGGGGCAGAACUCCUCUUCACUCUGCUGCUUUCAAGGGUUCAGUCGAUUGUCUGGAUCUUUUGCUCUCCAGUGGUGCUAAUUUCAGGCUGUCGGAUAAUGAUAAUAGACUUCCUCUGCAUUAUGCUGCUAGUCAGGGGCAUUAUCCAUGUGUUUUUACUCUCGUGGGGUACGGCAGUGAUCCCAAUGCCCAGGACGUCAAUGGAGCCACUUGUCUUCAUCUCGCUGCUGCUGCUACCAAUCCUGCCAAUAACUCUGGCCAGUGUGUCAGGUAUCUCCUGGACCAUCGAGCUGAUCCCCAGGUGCGCGACAAACGUGGUUUCACGUCGAUUCAUUAUGCAGUGGCAGGUGGCAAUCAGCCAGCUCUGGAGGCUCUCCUCCACGAUUCAAACCUGUGUCCAACAGUGGGAGGUGCUACCUCGUCUUCUCCAUCCUCAGUUCCCUCGCCCUCUUUACCACCCCUGGGAAGCCUCCUGCCACCUCAGCCCGUGCUGCCACCCCAGACAUCCCUCAAUCCCCCAGCUCCUGCUCUAACUCCCCUCCAUCUUGCAGCCUACCAUGGACACGCAGAGAUCCUCCGUCAACUGCUUCCUCUAUUCCCCAGCACAAAUAUCCGCGAGGACACUGGUAAAACACCUCUGGACCUUGCUAGCUACCGAGGACACGAGCAGUGCGUUCGCCUGCUGCUGAGGUAUGCAGCACUCGUAUCAGUGCAGGACAAUGUAACACGUAGAACACCCGUUCACUGUGCAGCAGCGAUGGGACACGCUGAGUGUCUGCGAUUACUUUUAAAAUCAUCAGAGGAUACUUCAGUAGUGGACAGAUGUGACGCCAAACAGAGAACACCACUGACUCUAGCUGUCGCCAAUCACUACACCGAGUGCUCGUUUCUCCUCCUCAAGUAUAAGGCCGAUUGCAAUCUGCCAGAUGUCAACAAGCACACACCCCUCUUCAGGGCUGUUAUUCACGACGUGGAUUUAUCAGUUAUGGAGAUGCUACUGCAGCACGGUGCCAGGGUAUCCCCCCAGGACUCCAAUGGAAAAACUCCCAUGCAUUUGGCAGCAGCGUGUGGCAAUGUUGCUGCACUAGCUGCCCUCGUCAAGGCUGAUCCCACAGCUGUUGCCCUCAAGGACGAUCAGGGAUGCAAUGUACUUCACUGGGCUUGUUACAAUGACAAUCAUCUCUGUGUGGAAUUUCUUCUUGAGUCUGGCCUCAUUGACACCCUCGAGGGCAAUCCAUUUUCACCAGUUCACUGUGCAGCGCAUCAAGGAUCGGCGUAUUGCCUCGAGCUAUUGAUUAAAAAAUUUGGCGAACAAGUAGCUGCACUCAGGGAUACACCUGGGGGUAGACUACCUCUCCAUAUUGCAGCUGCUGCUGGUUCUGUGGCUUGUGUUAAAUUCAUUCUUACGUCUUUUGGGCCUGAUGCUGGAGGCCUCGAGGCACAGGAUUAUGCUGGUAGGACACCUCUCCUCAGUGCUGCUGUUGCUGGACAAAAUGCAACUGUGGAAAUGCUACUCAGCAGAGGAUCUGAUGUCAGGGCUGUCGAUUCCGGGGGUAAUACUGCACUUCAUCUCGCUUGUCAGAGGCGACACUACACUGUGGCUUCGUUGCUCCUUGAUAGAAUUGAGGCAAUGGUCAAGGAGAAUCAGACUGGACAGGUCGUGCAGAUGAUGCAGAUUGUUAAUAUGGUUAAUAAGCAGAUGAAGACUCCUCUGCAUCUCGCUGCGAGGAAUGGACUUGUUGGGGUGACCAGGAGACUUAUUCAGUUCGGGGCCAGUGUUUUCGCUGUGGAUUCUGAGGGCCUCACACCUGCACUUGCAUGUGCUCCUAAUCUCGCUGUUGCCAAGUGUUUAGAGACCAUUUUAAUCGCACAUGGAAAAAAUUCGGAAGCAACCCAGCAAACUCCAUCCAUCCAGCAAACGUCUGAGGUAAAUGGUCGAGUUGGUGAUUCACAACACAGUUCAGACUCGGAAUUCUACUGACGCCAACUAAUGCGUUCACACGCUGAUUUUUUAUGAGUAAAUGAGACAAUUGAGAUAAUUGGAGAUUCAGCUCUUAGCUUUGUAAUCGGUCUAAGUGCUUUCGACGCCUGCCAUUUGUGCGGAUGGAAUUGGUAUGUUUUUUAACGUAAAUAUGUAAGAAUGGAGAUAUUUUCUAUAAGGUAAUGACAAUUAUUUUGUUUUCUCGUUUUAAUAAUUUUCUAUACUAGAGCACGAAUGAAUAAUCGUCGUAGCAAUGUGAAUAAUGUGGAAUUUAAAUAGCCGGUUAAAUUUUUUAUAUGAAUCAAAAUAAUUAUUGAUACUUAAUUGACGACACCGGCGUGCUCAAUGAAGGCUCUUCGAUUGUUUAAUUUUUAUCGAGAGGAUGACUGCAAUCAGUGGUUGUAUCGUUUCAUGUCGUAACGAUUGGCUUUAUGAAUAAAACAUUUUGAAAAUU